This is a messenger RNA of Chaetomium strumarium, 1113 nucleotides long. RefSeq lists its product as uncharacterized. The transcript has a single exon. Lineage: Eukaryota; Fungi; Ascomycota; Sordariomycetes; Sordariales; Chaetomiaceae. The record is from RefSeq and is a predicted model, not a curated record. The coding region runs from base 446 to 913 and encodes 155 amino acids.
GGACGUCACUUUGCAUUCGGCGGUUACCGGCUAUACCCCUUGGGGUGGCCGUAACCGCUAUGAUGGUGGGGCAUUCCAAGGUUAACGUUAGCCUCAACCACGUGCCUUGCCGGCAAAGUAACCAGGGCAAGCAACCCCAGCCUUUGGUGCUUGAGCUGAGAUAUCUACAGUAUACCUGUUUUCCCAUAUCUCAUCCAUAAAGCUUUACGAUUUCAUUACUCAGCUCUCCGAGCGGCUCAUUUCUGAACCGUGACGGCGAUUUGGUGCCGCUUAUGUAGUAGGUAGCUCAAAGCAGUUGUUCCAAACUUCUUCCAGUCCAGCGCGGGAUCGGCUCACGGACCACAUCUCUCCCAUAAGUUCUAUCCGAUAAGGCAAGCUUCAUGGCACAGUACCACGGUCCACCGCCGUAUUGUAGCCCAAAUCCAUCAGUUGUAGAGUGGCAGUGAUGCCUGGAUUACUUGUUGACUCGAAGUUUCCUGUCUGCCGCACAAGGUUCCUACGCAUAGUACUUUACGUCCUUCCAUUGUCGACCUUCCUAACCCUCAACAUUUCAGCCCUCUUCAAAUCACCGCCACAAGGACUCACUGCUUCUGCUUUAUCUCGUCGAGCAAUGCAAGGUUCCCCAUAUUCAUGGUUACAGAGUUGGAAUCAUUACAGUUCCUGCCAGGUGAAAGUUCCACAACUGCUUCUUCUGCACCUUCUGCACCUACCGGAUGGGGCAAUCACAAACUUGUGCUUGUCAUCACAGCUUGCCUCUCGAAAGUGCAGUAUACUUAGGCUCUGUUUUGUCCAACCUUCUGUCUCAUGCAGACCUGUGGUGGAUUUGCCAGAUGGCUCCUGGAAGAAUGAUCUUUCAUUGUACGUACUUUAUUUCAUAUUGGGAUCUGGUCAGCAGGUGACAAUAAGGGUUUGAAUGUUCCUCUCUGGCCGGCAUGUCUCUGGUGGCUUUCCAUUGCUGUCUCAUCCAUCCUCCAUCAUACCUGCAACUUUCAUCCUGCAGCCAGCCCAUACAUAAACGCACUAGAUUGGAGUUCUGUUCAUCCUUGUCCAGACCUCCCUGUAAAAUUGCUGAUUCUCUCGCCGCUGUCGUGUCUCUUCUGUAUCAUGUAACAA